Messenger RNA from Syngnathus acus (greater pipefish), 913 nucleotides. RefSeq names its product calcium-binding protein 2-like. The transcript has 8 exons. Lineage: Eukaryota; Metazoa; Chordata; Actinopteri; Syngnathiformes; Syngnathidae. The record is from RefSeq and is a predicted model, not a curated record. Gene Ontology annotation, molecular function: calcium ion binding. The coding region runs from base 95 to 760 and encodes 221 amino acids.
GCCAAAGACACGACAUCAGAGAGAGCAGGAAAGGAGGAACAACUCUGGACACAGUCCUGCUUCAUUUUCUCACCCUGCGGGGGACACAUAAAGCAUGUCCAAGGUAGGAGAACGAACAACAUCAACAACUUCUGCAGACUCCACUUCAACCGAUGGCAAAAGUGGACCGGCCUCGUCUCAGGCCUCUCCAUCGGGCUCGGUGUCUGAGACGCCAAAGAAGUCAUCCAAAAAGUCGAAGAAGAACAACGAAAGCAUGAACAAGGUCUACAACUCUGUGCUGAACAGCGUCUUCGGGGCUGACAGAGAAUUAGCACAAGGGGAAUUAGACGAGCUGCAGGAAGCCUUCAAGGAGUUUGACUAUGACCAGGACGGCUACUUGAACUACAAAGAUGUGGCUGAAUGCAUGAGGACCAUGGGGUACAUGCCCACCGAGAUGGAACUGCUGGAGAUCGUGCAGCAGAUCAAAAUGAGGAUGGGCGGGCUGAUGGACUUUGAAGACUUUACUGAGCUGAUGGGCCCCAGAAUGAUGGGCGAGACAGCAGACAUGCUGGGACUGAAAGAGCUCCAGUCGGCAUUCCUCCAGUUCGACUUGGACGGAGAUGGGAAGAUCACGCAGGACGAGAUGAAGGAGGCGGCCAAGAGCCUGCUGGGCGAGAAGCUGAAGAAAGGAGAGCUGGAGGAGAUCCUGAAGGAGUUGGACAUCAACGCAGAUGGAAAUAUUGACUUUGAAGAGUUUGUGAUGAUGCUCUCCAUCCGCUAGCCGCCAGCACUGCAACAAUAACUGAGCAAAAGUUUGUAGUUCAACAUAUACGACAUUGUGUGCCUAAGUGUCAUAACUGAAAAAAUAGUCAAUUUAGCGUAACAUGUAAAGAAAAUUGAGUAUGUUUUGCUACUUUAAUAAAGAAAUCCAAAA